UAGAGAGUCUCGAAAUUCGGCUUCCGGUGAAAACACAGCAAGAAAAAGACUUUCCGAUAAAAUCACUCGAUUGAUGGUCAUUAGCUGCAACAGGCUGUAAUUCAAGUCUUGUGAUGAGAAUGUCUGCUCUAGUUCCAGUCAUGUGAUGAGAAUGUCUGCUCUAGUUCCAGUCAUGUGAUGAGAAUGUCUGCUCUAGUUCCAGUCAUGUGAUGAGAAUGUCUGCUCUAGUUCCAGUCAUGUGAUGAGAAUGUCUGCUCUAGUUCCAGUCAUGUGAUGAGAAUGUCCGCUCUAGUUCCAGUCAUGUGAUGAGAAUGUCCGCUCUAGUUCCAGUCAUGUGAUGAGAAUGUCCGCUCUAGUUCCAGUCAUGUGAUGAGAAUGUCCGCUCUAGUUCCAGUCAUGUGAUGAGAAUGUCCGCUCUAGUUCCAGUCAUGUGAUGAGAAUGUCCGCUCUAGUUCCAGUCAUGUGAUGAGAAUGUCCGCUCUAGUUCCAGUCAUGUGAUGAGAAUGUCCGCUCUAGUUCCAGUCAUGUGAUGAUAAAGCUGCUCUAGUUCCAGUCAUGUGAUGAGAAUUUUGAGUUGUGUGAUGGGAAAGCCUUACAAUCUGGUAUCUGAAUCACAGAGGAAGUGAAGCAUGUCUUUAUAUUGUUGUCUCAUGUAAUCAGACAUGGGAUGAGAUACUGUACAGUAAUAGUGUCCCACUGGGUACCUUCCAUGGGAUAGAAUUCAGUAUAGACAUUUUACAGUAAUAGUGUCCCACUCGAUACCUUCCAUGGGAUAAAAUUCAGUAUAUACAUUUUACAGUAAUAGUGUCCCACUGGGUACCUUCCAUGGGAUAAAAUUCAGUAUAGACAAAAAAUACCUAUUGGAUAUGUGGGUACUGCACUUAUAAUGAUGCACAGGUGUAUUAGAGUUCGCGAGGAUACCUAUGGGGGUGAUUGAGGUGAGGUGCUGCUGCUCUACACAGGUGUGUUGACGAAGGCCACAGAAUGGAGGUGCCUGGAAAUGUAAACCAGAGAAAUAGUUUGUACCAUAAACUCACACAUGUACGAUUGUCUCGACUUAUUGUGACUUUAUUUGUCAUUUUGAUUGCUGCUCCACUUGUAGCUCAUUACUACCUCUCAAAAAUCACCAGUGAUGUCGACGGUGGCACACCAGACCCAAAGCAGAAACGGAAAAGCCUGCUUGAUAGAAAGGAUCCAUUUCAUACAACAGAUGUAAAAACGCAGUUGAGUGAACUACACCGGAUCAGAACCUCGGUUAGUAAUGAAUUACGGGAUCUGGAAAGUAAACGACAAAAACUACAAUCACAAAUAUCUAAAUAUCACAUGGAAAUCGAAAAACUGCGUGUGGAAAAGGAAACCUUAGAAAAAGAUAUAAAAACAACUCAGCUAAGUCUGGAUCAACUUCGGUUAGAGAGAGAUGAGUUGGACCAGCGAUACAUUCCGAUAUUAAAAGCUCCUCAACAAAUACUGUUGGGACCUGAAGCCAAUACUCAUAUAGUUCCUCCUGCAUCUUCUGUGUCCUGUCACAUGCAUUCAUGUUUUGACUAUUCACGUUGUUCUGUGCUAUCAAGAUUCCCUGUGUAUUUUUACACUGGGAAACAGCUUUUGGAUUUUGGAACGCUAGAUUCUUUUAUCGAAAACUCUAUUUCAGAGAUUCUUGUGAAAAACCAGUAUAGGACAUACAAUCCAACCUCUUCCUGUAUAUAUGUGGCUGUUAUAGGCCAAAGUAAAGCUCAAAGUAUUGAUUCAAACUCUGUAGAAAAUGCUCUCCAUAAUUUACCAUACUGGCACGGUGAUGGGAGAAAUCAUGUGAUAAUGAAUAUACUUCGACAGCCUGGACAUGCUGACAUGUUCACUGGCGUUAAUACUGGGCGAGCCAUCAUUGCUCAGACAGCAUUCACAGAAACCAGCUUCAGGUCUGGAUUUGAUGUAUUAAUCCCACCAAGUUUGGGCAAAGCAUCGGGAGAUGUUUGGCAAGACCUUCCCCCGUGUUCUCCUGUUCGACGGAAAUAUUUCCUAUCAUUUGUUGGUCUGUACAAUAAUGGUAUUUUACAAAGUAAACCAGCGCUAUAUCAGAAUUCCAAUGUCAAUAUAGAGUCUAAUGAACUGAAUCGUUUAUUUGAAAAUGGUCAUGGAUCUGAUGAUGCAAAUUAUCAAAACCGAAAUUUAAAAUCAAUUAAUGAUAGGAAUAUCUUACAGGAAGGAGGAGUGGAUGAGGAUAAAUUAGAUUUUGAACAAACUAUUGUAGAAUAUUUAAAGGAAGUGGAAAGUACCAGUGACCAUGGGCUGUACACAAAGUUUUCCUGUGAAAACCCUGUACCAGGCUCGGUGAUUGGUGAAUGGGGAUUAUGCGGGGCCGCCAAUGAAAGGCAUGACUUACUGAUACAGUCAACCUUUUCUCUCAUAUUUGCCCCACUGAACACUAGCUAUGUGUCUACAGCAGUCUUCCAGAUCCGUCUUUAUGAGAGUUUAAAAUAUGGGGCAGUGCCGGUAGUUUUAGGGAAUCACAUGCAAUUACCUUUUAGUGAAAUAUUAGAUUGGAAAAAAACAGUUAUUAUGCUUCCAAGGGCUCGUUUGACAGAAGUUCAUUUCAUUUUAAGAACUUAUACAGACAAUGAUAUUGCGCUGAUGCGUCGGCAGGGAAGGUUUGUUUAUGAGACCUACUUUGGCACAUCCUACAGCAUGUUCAACACUGUUUUAGCAUUAGUAAGAACUAGACUUACCAUUCCUGCUGUGCCUGUGGCAGAUGUGCCCUCUCCCAGUGUCUUCAAUACCACAUUCCUCACCCUAAAACUGGAGGGACCAGAACCAAACCAAGAGACAGAUGAGGUGCUGGGGCCAUUAGAAAACCCUUUUGGCUCCCUCAAGUUUAAACAGAACUUCACCCAAUUUGCUGCCUACCAAAUGUUUCAGCAUCCAGGAGAUCCCCUACAGAUGUUUCCAAACACGCCAUUUGAAGAGGUUCUGCCUUCUGAAGCCAAGUUCUUAGGAUCAGGCUAUGGUUUCAGGCCUGUCAACAAGGGUGAAGGAGGAGCUGGCAAGGAAUUCAGUGAAUCCCUCGGGGGCAACAUUCCUCGUGAACAGUUUACAAUUUUAACCCUCAGGGGCAAUAUUCACCAGGAACAAGUUGAAAGUAAGGUGUUUAUACUAGAUACAAUGAAUUACUAUAGUCAGUUUGAACCCUCAGGGGCAAUAUUCACCAGGAACAAGUUAAAAAUUGUUAAAACCGACAAAAACAGCCUCAACAACCGGUUCUUGCCAUUUGAUGCCAUAGAAACAGAAGCCAUAUUGAGUAUAGAUGAUGAUGCUCAUCUUCGUCAUGAUGAAAUAGUGUUCGGAUUCAGGGUUUGGCGUGAGGAGCGUGACCGAAUCGUAGGAUUCCCAGGGAGGUUCCACGCAUGGGAUGUACGCUCCAAUGCAUGGCUUUACAACUCCAACUACUCUUGUGAACUGUCCAUGGUCCUCACUGGGGCAGCAUUCUUCCACAAG
This is a messenger RNA of Mizuhopecten yessoensis (Yesso scallop), 3489 nucleotides long. Its product is annotated as exostosin-like 3. Gene Ontology annotation, cellular component: membrane. Gene Ontology annotation, molecular function: glycosyltransferase activity. The transcript has 6 exons. The record is from RefSeq and is a predicted model, not a curated record. The annotation marks the transcript as partial. Lineage: Eukaryota; Metazoa; Mollusca; Bivalvia; Pectinida; Pectinidae.